GGAUAAAGGAAUGACACAAACAAAUGGCUUGUUUACUGCAUAAAAGCAAGCUGCAAUUAGUCAAGGAUGGUCAUGGGAAGAGCGCAGCUAAGCAGGGCCAGUAAGAAAGAGAUUUUGGACUGUCCUUGGCAGUGGAUAUGAUUACUUUUUACGAGGACAGGAACUUCCAAGGUCGUAGUUAUGAGUGCAGCAAUGACUGCACAGACCUGCACUCCUACUUCAGCCGCUGUAACUCCAUCAGGGUGGAAAGUGGCUGUUUUAUGAUCUAUGAACGCCCCAACUACAUGGGCCACCAGUAUUACAUGAGAAGGGGAGAAUAUCCUGAUUAUCAGCGUUGGAUGGGCUUCAGUAGCUGUAUCCGAUCAUGCCGUAUGAUUCCAAUGUACCGGGGUUCAUAUAGGAUGCGAAUCUACGAGAAGGCCGACUUCAGCGGUCACAUGAUGGAGUUCAUGGAUGACUGUCCCUGUGUGUCUGAUCGUUUCCACCACCGCCACGUCUACUCCUGUAAUAUCAUGAACGGCUUCUGGAUCUUCUACGAGUAUCCCAACUACCGGGGUCGACAGUACUUCCUAAGAGCAGGAGAGUACAGGAGAUACCGUGAAUGGUGCGCCACCUGCGCCAUUGUAGGCUCCUUUAGACGCGUCACUGACUUUUAGUCAUCCUGCUCAAGCACUUGCUGUAAAUACAUGCUUAGUUAUUAAAAUGGUUCAAUUUUUAA
Oncorhynchus gorbuscha (pink salmon) is the source of this 718-nucleotide messenger RNA. Its product is annotated as gamma-crystallin M2-like. The record is from RefSeq and is a predicted model, not a curated record. Gene Ontology annotation, molecular function: structural constituent of eye lens. The transcript is spliced from 3 exons. Bases 138 to 656 code for a protein of 172 amino acids. NCBI's taxonomy places the organism in Eukaryota, Metazoa, Chordata, Actinopteri, Salmoniformes, Salmonidae. Gene Ontology annotation, biological process: lens development in camera-type eye; visual perception.